Penicillium taxi is the source of this 3009-nucleotide messenger RNA. RefSeq lists its product as uncharacterized. The record is from RefSeq and is a predicted model, not a curated record. The transcript has a single exon. Gene Ontology annotation, molecular function: protein binding. NCBI's taxonomy places the organism in Eukaryota, Fungi, Ascomycota, Eurotiomycetes, Eurotiales, Aspergillaceae. Bases 1 to 3009 code for a protein of 1002 amino acids.
AUGGAAGGAACACCAAAAGUAGUCCGUCAAUCAGGCAUUCCGCGACCGGUUUCUAGACUGCCACUGCCCACCUCGAUUGUGACCAAAUCAAACCGUCCAUCCCCCUCCAGAGAAAGAUUGCAGGCAGACCCGGGCCUAGACGCCCGACGACUCCGACGGCCAUCUUACGAAUCGUUAAUCAGGAGACCGUCCUCAGGAUGUUCAUCAACUGCGAAAUCUCGGACUGAAACCCCUAUACAAGAGGAGACCGCAGGUUAUGCACCAAUAACGGAUACUAGGGACGAUGUGGGCUCAGUCGGGGACGAAGUUGAGACCCGUGGGCGUACACGUCCGUCGUUGUCCGAACGGACUGCUGAGACGAUAGCCAAUAUCCCACCUUCCCCGGUCUCAGCUAGAGCGCAGUCGAGAUUCUUUAACGGGACCAGCCCAGCCCGCUCUCCAUCUCGGCCUCAAUCCACUAUGUCCAGCUAUUCGCGAUCCCCGUCGCGAUCGUCAUCUAGUUUGGCAAAUCACAACGAUCUCUUAUCGCAGCCUGUAUCCAAGCUGCGUAUUCCAUCCCGGCCUCGCAUUUCAGUUUCGGGGAUACGGACAAAUGGUGCUACCCCGGAUGUUGAAAGCUCUUCAAGGCUGAGAAAGCCUUCCUCGAGGCAAAGCUUAGAGCCUGUUAGUGACAGUGCAGCACUGAACAAAACUGAUAUAGCUCCCAAAUCUUCAGCUCUGCGUUCUUCGCCAAGUGUGUCAUCUUUGAAAUCUAUCAAGACGAAUAUGGGUCCUCCAGCACGGCCUCUCAACGUACGAAAGGCUAGAAAUACCCAGACAGAGUCAUCAAAGUCGAGGUCUCCUUCUACAACUUCGAGAUACGUGUCUUCCACGUCUACUAUACAGGACGAGCUUACCCAAGAGCAGCAAGUAGAAAGUGAGGCGAGAAAAGUUUCGAAGUCCUCGAGCACCUUACGCGAUACUAUUGCCAAGGCCAAAGCAGCUCGAAAGGCGGCGGCAGCAGCAGCAGCCGGAAAGGAAGAAGCUGCCCCUCAGACCAAUACUCAGACUCAAGCCAAUAAUGUCAAUCCUGUCACUGAUGUUGACGUCUCUGAUCCAUGGGGUGGCAUAGACGAGGACCCCUUUAACCAGCUGCCCAAAGGGUCAAAUACCAAUGUGAUUCGCAACAGGGUGGCAAGUGCACGUGCAUCAGGCACGUUGAAUAUCGCAGCCAUGUCUUUGACUGAGAUCCCCAAGGAGGUGCUGACUAUGUACGAAUAUGAUCCCGAUGGUGCGGCCAGCUGGUUUGAGAAUGUAGAUCUUGUGAAAUUCAUUGCGGCAGACAAUGAACUGGCUGAUGUGUCAGAUAAUAUUUUUCCCGAUAUUGACGUGGAAACAUUUGAUCCAGAAAGCGACGAGCGCGGACCCCAAUUUAGUGGGUUGGAGGCACUAGAUCUUCAUGGAAACAUCCUCCAAUCUCUGCCUGUGGGACUGAGAAGAUUGCAUAACUUGCGGUCUCUGAACCUCUCCAACAAUGCCUUGACCAUAGACAAGAUUGAUCUUAUCAUGGAAAUCGCCUCUUUGGUGGAUCUGAAGCUGGCAAAUAACAAACUGGAAGGCUCUUUUCCUGCAAGUAUGAGCCUUCUCAGUCGUUUGGAUUCUCUGGACUUACGUGGCAAUGCUCUCACAAAGCUACCCGAAGAACUUGGGGAACUGACAUGUCUCAAAACAUUGGAUGUCAGUGACAACCAGUUGACUUUUAUUCCAUUCGAGGCUCUAAGUAGAGUCCCACUAGUCACGCUCAAUGCUUCCAAGAACAAAUUGAGCGGAAUUCUGAUUCCCGAAUCAGUGGAUUGUCUCGAGACUCUACAAUCCUUGAACGUUGCAAACAACAAGGUCGAGGUUCUUGCAGCUAAUGACGCGCUGGCCCUUCCUCAGCUUCAUAGCUUGUUUAUAAACACGAACUGUAUCAAAAGUCUACCUUCUCUGGCCUCUUGGCAGUCAUUGCUGGUUCUUCUAGCGCAGCAUAACAAACUCGCAGAUCUUCCAACCGGCUUCGUGGAGCUCAAGAAUAUCAAGACUGUUGAUUUCUCUGGGAAUGACAUCACUCGUCUUGAUGAGAAAAUUGGAUUCAUGGAAAGUCUCACCUUAUUCCAGAUUGCCACUAAUCCACUCCGAGAGCGUAGGCUCUUGAACAUGGAUACUGAGGAUAUCAAGCGGGAUAUGCGAAACCGGGUCGAACCCGCCCACGAUACUGACGACGAGGGAUCUGUGGCCACUCAAUUCACCCUUGCGCCAGAGACCCCGGUGCAAGAUGGAUGGAAGAUUAAUUUUGGAGGUGUUCUCGAUCGAUCAUAUUCCGAGAUGACCGACCUGGAAACAGACAAGCUGGAGUUGAUCAACGCCCAAGAAAUUCGCAGUCUUUACCUACAACAUAACGCAUUGCGCUUCUUUCCUAUUCCAGCCCUGGGAAUGCUCGCUCAAGGACUGAUUGAACUUGACCUGUCGCACAAUCCUCUGAAUACAUCAGAGCUCAUAUCGUCAUCCCUUGAAUUGCCAAAACUUCAAACCCUCAAUCUGAGCUCAUGUGGCUUGACUUCACUUGAGCCCCUCAUGACCAAUCUUCAGGCUCCAUCGCUCAACUUCCUCGAUGUCUCUAAUAACCGUCUGACCGGAUCCCUUGCUCAUAUCCGCCAGGCGUACCCAGAUGUCAAGCAUGUCCUAGCUUCCGACAAUAAGAUCGCCAGCUUGGACUUCGAGGCAGUCCAGGGCCUUCAAGUCCUGGAUAUCAGCAAUAACGACGUAAGCCAACUGCCACCAAAGAUUGGCCUAUUAGCACACGAUCGUGACCCACGAAACUGGGGUACAGGAUCUGCCCUGCGUCGCUUUGAGGUUGCAGGAAACCGCUUCCGCGUUCCUCGAUGGCAGACUGUUGCCAAAGGAACUGAUGCGAUUUUGGAGUUUCUUCGUGAACAUAUUCGUGUCGAGGAUUUGCCUGAGUGGGAGCAUGAAGAUGACAUAUCCCUGUAG